This is a messenger RNA of Gadus chalcogrammus (walleye pollock), 3843 nucleotides long. It is a transcript of the gene cdh16, whose product is annotated as cadherin 16, KSP-cadherin. NCBI's taxonomy places the organism in Eukaryota, Metazoa, Chordata, Actinopteri, Gadiformes, Gadidae. Gene Ontology annotation, biological process: homophilic cell-cell adhesion; multicellular organism development; calcium-dependent cell-cell adhesion. Gene Ontology annotation, molecular function: calcium ion binding; cadherin binding. The record is from RefSeq and is a predicted model, not a curated record. Bases 254 to 2725 code for a protein of 823 amino acids. Gene Ontology annotation, cellular component: plasma membrane; catenin complex; adherens junction. The transcript has 18 exons.
GCAAUUUAAACUGUUCUCACACCUUUGCCAGGACACAAACAAACUUUACUCACGUACAGAAUUACAGAGCUAGUGCGGGUAAGGCAGGAGCCAGUGUGGCAGUUGUUCAUAUAGUCACUGUUGCUACUAUCAUCUAAAACCACCAGUUUGGAUGUGAAGGACGUCUUCUAUUGCUGCCGUUAAACCAAAGCUGAGGGUUGCGGUCAAUACUACUUUCCAGAAAGAAACACCUGCUCCUGAUACAUUGGCGACAAUGGCUGCCCAGCAUACUCUAGUGAUGUUCCUCAGAGCUCUCACAUUGUGGAUGUUCCAUGUCUUUAUGCCCUGCUUGGGAGCUAACGUUAAAAUAGGAAUCCCAGAAAACUACGAUGGAAUCUUCCCGUGGUAUCUUUCAAAGCUCCCCAGCCUCACCACCAACUACAGUGAGCUGUUGAUCCGGGGGGACGACGAGGGAAUAUUUGGGGUAGACGCAGCAUUUCUAUAUGCUCUGAAACCCCUUGACCGAGAGAAGCAGCCCUCCUACUCUCUACAAAUGAUGUACCGCAUGGCGGGCCAGCGGCAGAGCUUCACGGUAGAGGUGUGUGUCAUUGACAAGAACGACAACGUCCCCACCUUCAGUGCGGUCAGCAUGCGGGGCAGCGUGCAGCUCGGCCUGCUCAAAGGUAUCCCCUUCAUGCGUGUGGAGGCGUCUGACCGAGACGACAGGAACACUGCCCACGCUGAGCUGAGGUUCCUCCUGAUGGACCAGACGCCCCGCAUCCCCGCAGCACACAUGUUCGCUAUAGACAGCGUCCAAGGAGAAGUGUCCCUGACAGAGGACGGGGCGUCCACGCUGGACCCAGAAAUGUGUGGGCGCUACAAGCUGCUGGUGAUGGUGAAGGACAUGGCCGGCAAGGCAAACGCCUUCUUCUCCACCGGCACCGUCACCGUGGAGGUCACCGGCAACACCUGGGCUUCGCCCGACCCCGUCCGCCUGCAGGAGAACCUGCCUGGGCCCUACCCUAUCCCCAUCUCUCAGGUAAAGUGGAGUGGCAGCCAGGCAGAGUACAGUCUGGAGGGGGAGUUUCCAGAGAUGCUGUUCACCAUAAGCAUGGAUGGAGUAAUCUCCCUCAAUGCUCCCCUGGACAGAGAGACCCAAGACCAGUUCCAGAUCAGCAUCGUAGUGGAGCGACCGGAUGGGCGGGAGAUAGCCAAGCCAGUGGAGCUGAGGGUGAUGGUGGGAGACGCCAACGAUAACAGACCCACCUUCCCCCAGGCCCAAUACCACACUGUGGUCAAAGAACUGGCACACAGAGGGACUGAGAUCCUGACCGUGCAGGCCGCAGACAAUGACGAUCCCAAGACUGAUAACGUCCGCAUCUUCUACCGGCUGGUGGUCCAGAUCCCAGAGACCCCCCGGGCUCUGUUCAGGGUGGACCGGGACUCGGGCGUCAUCUCGGUCCAGGCAGACAGCAUGGAGGGCACCGCCCCCCAGUACACCCUCACCAUCACCGCCGAGGACGCUAAAGGUCUGAACAGCUCCUGCACCGUGGUCGUGACGGUCCAGGAUGAGAACAACAAUGCCCCGGUCUUCUCACAACACGAGUACGGGCCGUACCACAUCCCGGAGGAUGCGUUGGUGGGUACCACGGUUACGGCGGUGGUGGCGGGGGAUGCGGAUGUAAGAGGAGGGGACAGCUGGCAGGUCAACUACCGUCUGGAGUCUGGGAACGAAGAGGACGUGUUCAUCCUGGCCGUAGACCGCCACACCAAUGAGGUCUCGCUGGUCCUCUCCAAGGUGCUGGACUUUGAGCGUGAGAGUGAGUACAUCCUAGUUCUCAGUGCCCGCAACCCAGUGGCUCUGGUCCGUGGUCGCUACGGGCCCGCAUCAACAGCAACCGUCUCCAUCUACGUUGAUGAUGUAAAUGAAGGACCAAUCCUGUCGCAGAGCCACUAUGAGGUUACGGUCAGGGAGGGGGAGGAGCCUGGCCGGGUCAUUGCCACCAUCCGUGGUCAUGACCCUGACUCCCAUCCAAUCAGAUACUCCCUGAGAGGAGACACAAAGCGCUACUUCUCCAUCGGGAAGUAUUCAGGGGAGCUGAAGACGGUGCAGGCGCUGGACCGAGAGGAGAACAGCACCUACACCAUGGAGGUCAUCGCUGUGGACGGACGGAACGCAAACUUGUCAGCAUCCACGCUGGUGACAGUGCAGAUCCUGGACGUAAACGACAACAGUCCGGUGCUGGUGGGCGACUACUCCUGGAAGUACCUGUGUACCCCCCGCUGGGAGGAGCAGGCGCUGGUGCUGGCGUCACGAGACAGCGACGGGCCCCAGCACGGCGGGCGCCUCAACUUCUCCCUCCGCAGCGAUGCCACCGUGCGACGCAACUGGAAACUCACGCCUAUCAACGACACCCACACCAAUUUGUCUCUGAAUAUCCCCUACCUUUCUCCGGAGGUCUACACUGUCCCCUUCACCAUCUCCGACAGCAGCUCCCCCCCACGGAGCACCUUCAUCAACCUACCAGUUACCGUGUGCCCGUGUAACAUCCGAGGGAACUGCAAGAUGGCGGCAAAGCAGCUGGAGGGGAUGCCCACAAUCCAAUCUGCUGUAGGGAUCUUGCUGGGGACCUUUUCCUUUAUAGGUAUUAUCCUGGUGGUGAUUUUUGUGCGACUGUCCUAUCAGAACCCCAAACGGCCCAGCAGGACCAGCCAAGAGAGAGUCCCCCUCAACAUCUCACUGUGACCAGGAAGUGAAGCCACAGAUCAUAGGUUAAAGAAGCAAACACAAAGGACGUCCAUAUCAAGGACACAUUAUCACAUGCUCAUUUAGUCCUUUCAUGUCAGGGAUGUCGGGAAAACAGUUUUAGUAAUAGUAAUAAAUAGUCGAUAGUGCUUGUCAAUUUUAGGAUGAAUAUUAUUUUAAAUGUUUAUUGGUCAAAAAGAUCCAGACAUAUCUCCAACCGAAACAAGAAUAGGUAGUUAUUAAAUUUGUCCAAAAUGACCCGUAAGAGUGUUCACUGGUAGAGACAAAUGACUGGUUGAACAAAAUCUGUAUGACAGAUUUCUAUCUGCCAAACCAAAUGGGUGACAUUUGUUUUUCAUUUGUCUUUUUGAUAAUAUUUCUUGCAAGAAAUGUACAUUUAACUUCAUUUACUUUGUUCAGUGAAUGUACAUCAUCUUUUAAUCAUUAUCUUUGCAUAGUGUAGUCUUCUGAGCUAUUCAGUGUUAUUUGAUGUAACUGAUAUGUUCUUUCAUGUUCUUUCAUAAAAACAUUGAUUUUCGAUUGACCAAGGGAUGACAUUCCUUCUUCUUCUUUGGGACAGACUCGGCUGACUUUUUUAAACAUUCCAAAGCCUCAUUUUAUCAAUACAUUUUUCCUUAAGAUGAUCAUCAGAACUGAAUAGUGCUUUAUAGGUUUUUGAGGCAUGAAUGCAAUCAAUAAAUUAAAGCAGACGAAAGAUAUUUAUUCUAAAAUUAUCAAUUUGGAGGCUCUAGCCCUGCAUGAAGAGUAUACUUAGAACCUGACCCAGGGGUCAAGGAUUUUUUGGAGUGAGCUAGAGAUCUGGGGUAUGAAGGAGGGACACAUGACAUGUAUGACUAUAAAUGUUGGGCUUUAGCUCUACAUGAAGUGACUCACAAAACAUCAUCAAAUGUGACAUUAAAAGUAUUGAAAACAAGGUUUUGCAUAAAUUAAUCGAAAUACAUUUUCUAAUAGAUGGGAAUUUGGGCCGUUCUAUCUACCUAUCUACCAGGGGUGCAUUCAGAUCACUCUGUGGAAAUCUCUAAAAAGGCGGCGCUUCACCAGCAAACACACAUAUGGGUUGUUUUGGGUCGUAUUGACAACCUACAUAUCGUUUAGGU